AUAUUUACUGAUGGACACGCUUCCUUUCCGGAUAUUGCAGCAUGAAGAAGGAGCAAGUUGUCAACUGUCAGUUCUCUGUUUGGUAUCCGAUAUUCAAGAAACACACGAUUAAAAGUCUGAUUCUUCCUUUGCCUCAAAAUGUAAUAGACUAUUUACUGGACGAUGGGACACUGGUAGUCUCUGGGAGUGACCAUAACACACAACCGAUUCACAAUAACAACAGCGAUUCAGAGGUAGAGGAAGAUGUUCAGUGGUCAGAUGAUGAGACAACUACAGUCACUGCUCCUGAGUUCCCAGAAUUCACCUCUAAAGUGCUGGAGGCCAUAAACGCCCUGGGUGGACAAGUCUUCCCCAAACUUAACUGGAGUGCUCCACGGGAUGCAAAUUGGAUUGCUCUAAACAGCUCCCUGCAGUGCUGCAGCCUCAGUGAUAUAUUUCUGCUCUUCAAAAGCUCUGACUUCAUCACCCACGACCUCACACAGCCAUUUCUUCAGUGCAGUGAUCAAGACUCCCCAGAUCCAGUCGUCAGUUAUGAGCUGGUCCUGAGAAAGUGGAGCGAGCUGAUUCCCGGUGGAGAGUUUCGCUGCUUUGUCAAAGAAAACAAGCUAAUCGCUAUCUCCCAGAGAGACUACACACAGUAUUACCAACACAUCCUGAAGCAGGAGGAGCAGAUCUGUCAGGCUAUACAAGAGUUCUUCAGCCUGCACAUCCAGUACAACUUCCUGGAUGAAGAUUUUGUGUUCGAUGUCUACAGAGACAGUCAGGGCAGGGUGUGGCUCAUUGACCUGAACCCCUUUGGAGAGGUGACGGAUUCGCUGCUGUUCAGCUGGGAAGAGCUGACGUCAGGGGGAGAAAUUGCCCAGCAGCAGCAGGAGAGCCCAGCGUUCAGAUACACAACCAGUGAGGUGACGGUGCAGCCCAGUCCCUGUCUGAGCUACAGAAUUCCACGGGAUUUUGUUGACCUCUCCACCGGGGAAGACGCCUACAAACUUAUUGACUUCCUCAAACUGAAGAAAAGCCAACAGGAAGAAUCUGAGGAGGAGGAAGAGGAGAAUGCUCCACAGUGAAAUCGGGGUCAUUAACCCUUCAUAUAAUGUCCGUGUGAAGUGACUCUUCACCUUCUGUCUUGUUGCUUGCUGUUUGUUUCCACUCUCCUCUGAACAGAACAGUGUAUCCAAGUUUUCUCUACUAACUCACUCAUGUUGGUCUAAUAGAACAUGUUAAGUUAGUGCAUCGUGUUAACAGCUCCUUAAGGAUCCAUUUAUCUCUCAAGUUGGUUUCAGUUUUCUGUACAUUAGGGAAAUGUGUCAUAAUUUGAAGGGGGUGUAUUCUCCACUACUGUAAAGAUCACACACUUUUACACUUUUAAAUUAUAGUUUAUUUGUCUGUAUUGAUGCCUGUAAAAUGGUCUCUGGAUUUAAAGUAAACUGGAAAUCGCACACGUCUGGGGUGUUUGUGUGUUUUUAAGGCUGACAGACGUCUCUGAUUAACACUGAAUCAACUUUCAUUUUUUUCUCUCCUUCUCCAUCUCUCCCUGCCAAUUUCCACUGAGCAGUUUGGACACACUCAUCACUCCCAGCUGCUCCAGGCGCUCUUUUCGAGUCCUGCCCCCCCCCAUCAUGCAUCACUGUAGACUCCCAAAAAAAAAAAACACAAUUAAACUCCUUGUCAUAUAUUGAGCGGCUGUCAGUCUGGUGGGUGCAGUAAACUAGCACAUUAGAAAUCGAUUGUGCUUUUAUGCAAUAGUUCUCAUUACACUGGAAGCUAAAUGAGCUGUGCGUGCAUUGCACAGGCCACUUCAUUUUGGGUUGGUGUUUUUUUUUUUGUUUCCUUUUUUCACUGAAUUGAUGGAGCAAUUACAGGGAGAUGGAAAGAGCGAGUGUAUUUAGAGUUACAGCUCCCCUGGGCGAACUGCUGAGGACGGGAAACGGUGUACGAGGCACAAAUUGUAUGAAUGUUUCACGUUAAUUGUCAUUAUGAAAAUGAAAUCUGGCUACAGAUGUACAAUCCAAACAUGAAAGAGACAUCCUGGUUUGACUUGCAUAUGUGGAUGAGCUUCUCUAAUAAAAUCUAUAUGCAG
Messenger RNA from Melanotaenia boesemani (Boeseman's rainbowfish), 2080 nucleotides. It is a transcript of the gene cdc123, whose product is annotated as cell division cycle 123 homolog (S. cerevisiae). NCBI's taxonomy places the organism in Eukaryota, Metazoa, Chordata, Actinopteri, Atheriniformes, Melanotaeniidae. The coding region runs from base 42 to 1067 and encodes 341 amino acids. The record is from RefSeq and is a predicted model, not a curated record. Gene Ontology annotation, cellular component: cytoplasm. The transcript is spliced from 13 exons.